This is a messenger RNA of Nymphalis io (European peacock), 3177 nucleotides long. It is a transcript of the gene MED24, whose product is annotated as mediator of RNA polymerase II transcription subunit 24. The transcript has a single exon. NCBI's taxonomy places the organism in Eukaryota, Metazoa, Arthropoda, Insecta, Lepidoptera, Nymphalidae. The record is from RefSeq and is a predicted model, not a curated record. The coding region runs from base 152 to 3091 and encodes 979 amino acids. Gene Ontology annotation, cellular component: mediator complex. Gene Ontology annotation, molecular function: transcription coregulator activity.
GUGAUUUGUGAUGUUUUGUGAAAUUCAUUUUAAUGUAAGAAUAAGCUUAGUUGAGAAUUUUUAAACAAAUGAGACCAAAAGUAAAGUUUAACGGAGCGUCGCAUGGUUGUGUCAAAAGACUUAAAUAUUUUCACUAAAGUGGCAAAUAAAGAUGGUGAAAAUGGAUGCUUCUAAAAUGACCAGUAAAACAAGCUCUCUUAAAGCUUUAAUUUUGAAAGCGUGGCGUGAAAGAUGGACUGAUAUUCAAUGGGGGAUAAAUAUCAAGACUAUUCUUCCAAGAGGCGUCAGUGGAGACUUAUAUAACCUGGCUGAUUGUAUUCUUCAACAAGCUAUGGUAGGCUGCGGUGCAAAUCAAUUGGUAAUAUCAUAUCUUAAACAUUCCUUGGCAUCACAUUUAGUGUCAUAUGCUGCUGUACUGCAAAGAAUAGCCAAAUUCGACGCCUUUCAUAAACCUCACUGUAUCUUAAGUCUCUUAGAAUUUUUAGAAGGUUUUCUUGACAGUAUUACUUGUCGUAGCAAAAUGGAAGAAGAAAUAUUGGCGUUUGCUGUAUCAUCUAUCAUCUUAUGGUUACUCCAAGUCUAUCAUUAUUCAUUGAGUAAAUAUCCAUCAUCAAAUCCUAUACAAAGCCAAGAACUUUUGGAAAAAUCCACAUCCCUCCUUAAUUCAAUUGUUCAUUCUGACUUUUUGUUGUCUAUGUUUUAUCUUGCUAAACAAAACGAUCCGGAUGAGUUUAAUGAAGUUACAAAAAAGUGCCAGGAGAUUACAGCUUUCAUGAUGAUGAACACUCAAUUUAAAGCACCAGUUACAAUACAUGAUACUUUGCAGAAGAUAUGUAAUAUGGAUAUUGAUAAGAUAGCUCCAUUAAAUACUAAACCGGAGACUGUCACUCAUUGUCUUCAAGCUUUAAUAGCAGUCAAUGUGUUAGCUAAUCCCAGUGCAGAUAUUCAGCAAUUAGCCAGCCAGCUCAUGAUGAUACAAAGAAUUAAAAGUUAUCCUUUAUCUAGACUGUAUUGUGAAUUAAUCCGAGCAUGUUUCAUUUCCUUAAAUGAUGCUAGUAAAGAUGCAUCUAAACAAGCACUGUGGGCUGCAUUUACAUUUCUAAAAUUGCCUCAAGUUAUUAACUAUCUUCAUAAUACUUGCGGUACUACUAAUAAAGAUGGUGAUUACUCUGUAGAGGUAGUGGAAGCAUUUGAAAAGCUGUUACAAGGUACCCCACUUCUUGAUGUUGUCGAUACUAAGAAUUCUUGCAAUAGUGUUAUAUCUUUAUUGGAGCCUUUAGUUAAACUAAAUGUAAUAUCAGAGGCCCAACUUGCAUACUUCAACCAGAAAAGAGAAAGUAAGGAUAUUAAACUUCAAAAAUUAGAACCAACAGGUCUUCAAGGGUCUGUUCUAUCAUUUAUAACCCGUGCAGAGCCAACAUUCGCUGGAAUGCUUAAAACUAUGGGAGGAGAUUUCCAUAAAACUCAAGAUUCAUUAUAUGUAAUGCUUUGUCAAAUUGUAGGGGGUACUACUUUAGAUACAAUUCUGCCUGUUGCUACAGUAGAAGGGAAACUGAAGUUAUUUGUUUCAAGAUUAAUCAAGUUUAAUGAAUUUGCUCUCCUAACAGCUAGUGAAAAAGGAGCAUCUCAGUCAAAAGUCUAUAUCUUUGAUAUUUCAUUUUUAAUUCUAUGCUCUAUUGUCCAAGAUUAUGGGGUUGAUGCUGUUCUUGAUGAAAAUGGAGAUUCAUUUUUUGAACAGUGGGUCAGAGACUGUAUGGUACACAAAGGCAUUCAUAAAUCACCAGAACAAAUAUUGCAAAAAUGUGACUUACAGCUUGUUGAUAUAUUUAUCCAUCAUCUUAGUGCACCCGAUUUUGACUUUAAGAAUACAAACUUAAAACCUCAUGACUUAUGCACUAAUGUAUGUGGAGUUAUAAAAGAAAUUCUAUUUGCAUGGGAACAAGGAUCAAUUUCGUCUGCUGAUGUCAAGCGUAUGUUAGAUUCAUUAAGGCAAAAAAUGGCUUCAUUAGCUGUAUGUGCUUCAGUAUGGCUUUGUUCAUAUAUCAAUGUUGUACAUCAAGAUGCGUAUAUAAAACCUUUAAAUAUGGUCCAACAGUUUUUAUCGCCACCAAGUGAAGUUGAAUUGGCUCAAAUUGAUAAUUUUAAAGAGAGGGCCAUUUUGAUGUGCCAGAUAGUAAGAAAGAUGCAAUAUGACAUCCAUCCACCGCUAGUACCAAAAUCUAAAGUUUUGCCAUUCACUCAUUGUAUUGUGUCAAAACAACCAAUUUUGGAACAGCUUCAGUCUGUAUGGGAAGAUGUUAAAACAAGAGGAUACUUGCAUAUAGAUGCCACUCAAAUUGUUGAGAGUCUCCUGAAUACUGCUGGCCCUGUAUGGUUUGUAACAAAUUUAAUCAAAGAAAUGUUAAAAUUUCGAUAUCAGGAUGAUUUAGACAGAUCUGUGGAUAUUAUCUUAGCAAUGUUUCACUUUAAUAUUGAAAAGUGCACAGAAGCAUUAUUACUACAUGUUUUGCCUCAGUAUCUAUAUAAUGCUAAACUAUGUGAUGAGUUGGUUGAGCCUCAAUCAGCUAUUUUGGCUAAACUUUGUGUUUACAGUAUUUAUGCAUCACUCGAAUAUAGCAUAUCAAAUAGAGUCCACAUAUCUAGGAAACGUCGACAUGAUGAUUCAGAAGAUUUAGAUACAAUGGCUACUUCAAGUAAAGUGAGGAGAAUGAAUGAUAAUACAUCAGAUUCUUUGUAUUAUAAUCAAGGUCAAAGCACAUCUAGUGUGGUAAUAAGGGAACCCUUACAAUCAGCUUUAGAUGUUUUGUAUAAAUCAUUUUCUCAACUCGCAGGAAAGAAUGGUGAAAUUACACCUCAAACUCAAUUUAUAUUCGAAUUUAUGGUACAUAUUGUUCAAUGUGGUCAGGAAAGAGCUCAAAUAGUACUACAAAAAAUGCCAACUGAAAUUAUACCAACUUUAAUAAAAGCAUUACCUGAUAAUUUCAAUGUUGGAUUGAUUUUACGAUUGUAUGAUUUGUCUACAUCAUAUGGAAGAAAAGAUACUGCCAGGGAUCUUUGUUUAUUAAGAAAUAUGCGUCUCAGACCUGAAUAAUGACUUGUUACUUUUUAGCUAUUGAUUGAUGCAUUAAUUAUAUGUAAUUUAGUAUAUAAGGUUUAAUAAAACAAUAUUUUAAAUUA